AGGCCAUAUACUAAAGCGUCAUGGGGGCUUGAAAAUAUUAGGGAUUCAAACUCUCAGUUCCCAGCUGAAAUUCCGUGUGGUCGGACAGACCCGCACCGAAUCCAGAAAAAACAACAACAUCUUGGAAACACCGAUUACAAUUGGAUUCAACCGAGAACGAUGUCGCAACUGAUGGAGAUGACCCGCCACGUGACCUCUUGGCUUGGCUGGACACCGACGCCCACAUGCGACGUCGAGGCGGAGGAAGAGCCGAUGCAGGAAUCAUCCGGCAUUAUGACCGUACUGGUUCUCUACCUGGGCAUGGCCGGCAUCUUUGCGGUCCUGAGUCUCUGCACCACGACCAGCGACAACCAAGUGCGGGCUCGGGCCAAGCGGGAACUGGUGGCCAUGGAGCGCCGCCAGUUGCAGCGUCUGGAGCGGCAGGGCAGGACAACUGGCUUAACUCUGCCGCCAAACUGGCCGACCGCCAUGCCAUCGCUGAUCCGCGAAGUGGCUGCUUCAAGGCGUCCAGUCGUUCAGCUGCAAGAGCAAGAGCGAUUGCAGAUGCGUCUGCUCCAGCUGACGGAUCAGAAGGAGCAGGAGUUGCCGGAUUCUCAGGCUUGGCACGAUGCUGUGGAUGUGGAAGAGGAGGAGCAGCAGACCACCAGUUGCCUCGCUCCCAAGAGCCAAAAUUCCACUUUCUUUGACAUUCCCUUGGACUCUGAAUAAAUCCCAUCCACCCGAAGAACUAUUCCAAAUCAUUGCGUAGCGGCAUGAGUUCACAAAUAAACAAGUCCCCACAUAUUAA
Molecule: messenger RNA, 787 nt
Organism: Drosophila sechellia
Lineage: Eukaryota; Metazoa; Arthropoda; Insecta; Diptera; Drosophilidae
Exons: 2
Coding region: 160-708 (182 amino acids)
Source: RefSeq, a predicted model, not a curated record